CAUUACUGACCAAUCACUUAAUAUCAUAAAACCUCUUCCAAUGGAUAAUUAUAUCGACGAAUCUAUAUAGACGAGCACAAAGCGAAACAAUGAAUUCUAUGGUCAUCAGAGAUAGUCUCUGCAUGAGCAUGACAAGAAGAGCUCUUUCAUUGUGCUGUUUAUAGAUUUGAUUGUAUGGUUUUAUCUGCAUUUCUACUGUUUUUUAGAUUUGAUAGUGUGUUUUUAUUUGUAUGAACAUUUUAGAUCACACAUUUUGUGAUCUAUCAUUUGAACAAGAAGAGAUCUUUCUUUAUUCUGUUAUUUACAUCAACAUCUUGAAUCACAUUGAGAACAAGAAGAGAUCUUGUGAUGGCUAAAGUUGCAGUAGCGCUAAUGGCGAUGGUAAUUUUUUCUGCUCUGCCACUCGCCUACUCUAACGAAUUCAUUAGUUCGGCAUGCAAGACUUCGUCUGAGCCUGAGCUUUGUGCUUCAAGUCUCCUGGGCAUACCAGGAUUGCCCAAUUUGAAUCCCACACAGCUGCUCAACGUAGCCGUUCAAGCAGCAAUUGGUACAGUAAAAAGUACAUCCUCCAUGGCUGUAAGUCUUUCAGGAAAAGCGUCUCCUGGACUAGAGCAGAUUGCUCUUCAAGACUGUAUCGACCUCUUGGACGAUACCGCCGACCAUCUCAGUGAGGUUCUCCAGCAUAUCUUAAAUCUGGAUUUCACUUCCAAUGCUUUUCAGGCCAGCAGCGUCAAUACGUUUCUCAGCGGUAGUCUGACCAAUCAGGACACCUGCAUUGAAGGCAUAACCGGCACAAAUGGGGUCGUUAAAUCUCAGUUGCAGAGCAGUGUACAGCAAAUUUCCCAGGCCAUUAGUGCUGCACUUGCCUUGUUUAUGGGAAUUGUAAAUUUAGCUGAUUUCAAAUCUACUCUUCAUAACCGCCGUUUGUUGUUUGACCGGCAUGGCGGUGGUUAUGAUUUUCCCCACUGGCUCUCCGCCGUAGAUCGCAGGCUUCUACAGGAUACUGCAGAUGAUAUACAGGCAGAUGCUGUGGUGGCUCAGGAUGGUUCCGGUGAUUACACAACGAUCACCGACGCCAUUAACAAUGCUCCUGAAAAGAGCAAUCAGAGAUACGUCAUCUAUGUCACUGCAGGCGUGUAUUAUGAGAACGUUGAGGUCGGCAAAAGGAAGAUGAAUCUCAUGCUGGUUGGCGAUGGGAUGGAUUCCACCAUUGUUACAGGGAAUAAAAGCGUGGUAGACGGCACGACCACUUACCAUUCUGCAACCUUCGCUGUGAAAGGGGCAGGAUUUAUAGCAAGAGACAUUGGCUUCCAGAACACAGCGGGAGCAUACAAACACCAAGCCGUGGCCCUUCGAGUUGGAUCCGAUCUCUCAGUCUUCUACCGCUGCAGCUUUGACGGUUACCAAGACACUCUGUACGCUCAUUCUCUUCGCCAAUUUUACAGAGAAUGUGAAAUUUACGGCACAGUAGAUUUCAUCUUUGGUAAUGCAGCGGCAGUUCUACAGAGCUGCACAAUAAUGGCGAGGAAACCACUGGAACAGCAAACCAUUACCAUCACAGCGCAAGGAAGAAAGGACCCAAACGAGAACACUGGAUUUUCUAUCCAUGACUGCAAUGUGACCAGUGCCCCUGACUAUGUUCCUGUGCCAACUUAUCUGGGUAGGCCAUGGAAACAGUACUCUAGAACUGUAUUCAUGCAAAAUUAUCUGGACGGCAUUAUUGAGCCACAGGGUUGGGCGCAAUGGAAUUCAUCAGACUUCGCAUUAAACACUCUCUACUAUGGGGAAUACAUGAACUAUGGACCAGGCGCAGGUCUUGCCCAGCGCGUAAAUUGGUCUGGUUACAAUGUUCUCAACACUUCAAUGGCGAAUGAAUUUACGGUUGCUGAAUUCAUCGAAGGCAACAAGUGGCUUCCAUCAACUGGGGUUACUUAUUUGUCCGGUCUUAAGCUGUGAUUUUUCUAAUAAUUGAGGUAGGGUAGCAUGAUUUUUUCUCUCUUUACAGUUGUAAUGAACAGUCUGGUUAAUCAAAGAGCCUUAUGUCUAAAUAUAUCUGCAACAAGGGGACAAACACCGCAUGGGAAUCAUUAUUUGUAAAGAUUUGUGUGGGGUACGACAUAGAUGUAUGGUAUUUGUGUAUAGUAAAACAUUUUAUGGCCAUUUGUGUAUGAAUUCUAUCUGAUGAAUGGAUUCUCAGUUCAAACUA
Molecule: messenger RNA, 2206 nt
Organism: Cryptomeria japonica (Japanese cedar)
Lineage: Eukaryota; Viridiplantae; Streptophyta; Pinopsida; Cupressales; Cupressaceae
Product: pectinesterase
Exons: 2
Coding region: 349-1956 (535 amino acids)
Biological process (GO): cell wall modification
Molecular function (GO): pectinesterase inhibitor activity; pectinesterase activity
Source: RefSeq, a predicted model, not a curated record